This is a messenger RNA of Trichomycterus rosablanca, 426 nucleotides long. Its product is annotated as jmjC domain-containing protein 8-like. Lineage: Eukaryota; Metazoa; Chordata; Actinopteri; Siluriformes; Trichomycteridae. The transcript is spliced from 4 exons. The record is from RefSeq and is a predicted model, not a curated record. Gene Ontology annotation, cellular component: cytoplasm. The coding region runs from base 1 to 426 and encodes 141 amino acids.
AUGGAUCGUGUGUGUGUUAUAGACACGCUGUACAUCUUCGGCGAUAAUAACUUCACUGAAUGGUGUGCUCUGUUCGAGGAGUACGAAGCCCCACCCUACGGUCUUCCACACACCAGACUAACGUACAGCUUCGGCAUCGCAGGUCCUGGUACUGGUGUUCCGUUCCACUGGCACGGUCCUGGCUACUCUGAGGUCAUCUAUGGUAGAAAGUGCUGGUUCCUGUACCCUCCUGAUCAAGCUCCCGAGUUCCCCCCCAAUCAUACAACGCUGAUGUGGAUCAAACAUUCCUACCCCAACCUGGAGGAACACAACACACCACUGGAGUGUACCAUUCGACCAGGAGAGGUGCUGUAUUUUCCAGAUCGAUGGUGGCACGCUACACUGAACUUGGACACCAGCGUCUUCAUCUCCACCUUCCUGGGCUGA